Culex pipiens pallens (northern house mosquito) is the source of this 1804-nucleotide messenger RNA. Its product is annotated as lysosome membrane protein 2. Gene Ontology annotation, molecular function: scavenger receptor activity. The record is from RefSeq and is a predicted model, not a curated record. The transcript is spliced from 6 exons. Gene Ontology annotation, cellular component: cytoplasm; membrane. The coding region runs from base 393 to 1142 and encodes 249 amino acids. NCBI's taxonomy places the organism in Eukaryota, Metazoa, Arthropoda, Insecta, Diptera, Culicidae.
CACGUGUCCGCACGAUUCCUUGGCCACCCCCAGCGAACAAAUCGAGCGCAGGAACGCCACACCUUGGCCUGGACAAACGCGUCGGUGUUAAGGAUCGGAUUGUCGCACGCAGAAGACCGACAGCAACAAACGAAAGAUCACCACUCGCCAACUGCCACACGGAGGCAGUGAACGGAGGGACGAAUUCCACAGAACAGCACCAAAGCGCACUUUAAGAAUCCACCUCCCCGACAGCGGCUGUCGUAGGAAGAAGAACACGACGCAAGAGGAAGUCCCCACAGUAGCACGUCGGCAAGACAAAGGCCCCAAAUAGGCGUAAUGGAACGAGCACGGAAACGUUUACAAUCUAUUCAGGAGAAAACGAUUUGAAGCAGCUUGCCGUGAUAAAGGAAAUGGACGGAAAAUCCAAAAUGGAAAUGUGGACAACUGAUGAAUGCAAUCGCGUUGAUGGAACAGAUGGUUCCCAGUUCCCACCACAUUUAAUGGACAAAAAGCAAACAUUAUACGUUUUUAUAAAAUCUCUUUGUCGGAAGUUUCCCUUGCAAUAUGAGAAGGAUGUUAUUUUAUUUGACGGUAUCCCAGCUUGGAGAUAUAAAGCCCCACUGGAUGUAUUCUCCCAUCCAAGUAUCAACUCCGAUAAUCAAUGCUUUUGCGAUCUAGGUUCAGCAUCUUGCCCUUCAAGUGGACUGCUUAAUGCAACCAUGUGCUCUUUUGGAGCUCCUAUUUAUGCAUCAUUUCCUCAUUUUUAUACUGGUGAUAAGAAAUUAUUGGAAACUGUAGAUGGCCUGAAACCACAACAAGAAAAACAUGAAACAUUUGCGGAUAUCCAUCCUAGAUUGGCAUUUCCAAUAGACGGCGCAUCACGAUUUCAAAUUAAUGUUCAAGUUAAAAAGACAGCUUAUAUUACAGGCCUUGAACAUUUCCAGGAUGAUCAGAUUUUACCUGUUAUCUGGCUUGAGGUAGUUCCAGGUGAAAUUUCUGAGGAGCUGCGGAACAUGAUUUAUCACAGCACCUUCAGUGCCAACGCAAUACAACUUUCAUUUAAAUACGGCUCUCUUUUUGUUUGUUUAGCUUCGCUUGCUCUUUUAACAAUUACUUGCUACUUUCGAACUAAAAAAAUCUCAAAAUCAAUACUCAGCUAAAUUAAUGCCCAAAAGUGCUCGAUGGAAAUUAAAUUCUUAGUUCAACAAAUUCCAUAACUAGUUUUAACAUUAUUAGAUAAAUUCAGUGAAUAAUACACCCAAAGGAAAUAUAUAGCUUAAAAUCUGCAGCAGUGGAUUUGCUACAAAAAAUGUUACAUUUUAUAACAGUUUUUGCAGCAAGCUCAAAGCUCAAUUUUACCCGCGUGUAAACAUGUCAGCGAUCUGCAGUUCUCACCAACACAUAAAAUGCUGGCGCGUCCCCGCGCAACACUCCAGAGAGAACAAUAUGUUCGCGCUCUGUCACUCACAAUUCAUCAAGCGUCCAUGGCGCGGUGGUAGCGUGUCGGAACAGCGACCUAGGAGUUGAUGGUUCAAUCCUCGUUCUGUGAAGAUUUUUUCUGCAAUACAAUCAAUCAGCCGUCGGUAAUGUCGAUAAUUGUCGGUAACAGGUAAAAAUGUUAUAACCCUACAUCGCAAAAAAUACAUGAGGACAGAUUUCAUGCAUAUACUUUCAUGCCACCAUGCAUCACAAUCAUGCGACCGCCGGUUGGGUGAUAUGUAUUGUAUGUAUGUACAGUAGAGCUAUAUGAAACAGAAAUGAACCGAUGUUAAGGCCAAAAACUAAAUCUUCAAUAAAAAUCAAUAAAAAUGUUGAGACUUAA